Messenger RNA from Funneliformis mosseae, 135 nucleotides. The record is from the annotation of a GenBank genome assembly. Lineage: Eukaryota; Fungi; Glomeromycota; Glomeromycetes; Glomerales; Glomeraceae.
GAUCAUAUUACUAUUGAGAAAGAGUAUAUUGUUACUGGGGAAAAUUAUGUUGCAACUGGGAAAAGGGAAGAACAAGUUGUUGAGAAAGAAUUUGUUGCUAUUGAGAAAGAGUUUGCUAUUACUGUUGUUCUGUAA